GAUCCUGACUUGCUGCUCUGUCAAAUGGUCAAGGAUGGCAAUGGAUCUUGGUUGGUUUUGAGCAAUGCUAUCAAGGCGAAAUGGGCUGAUGAUCCCAUUCGUCGUGAGCAGUGGUUGGCAGAGCUCAAAGAGUUUGAUGCGAGGUUCCCAGCAUCCUCGACCCCGGCUCCGGAGACGACCGCCGUCGUGCCUGCUGCUGCCGCUGCUCCAGGCAGUACGUCGACUUCGGCCUGGGCGGGAGAACCCACGACGCUGGCCCAGUUGGAGAGCACUUAUGAGGUCGUCCUGAGUGUUCCCGGACGCAAUCCCACAACCCAGUUGAAAGUGGGGAAAGCCACGCCGAAAGAUGGAUCUGAGCCAACCAACAUCGUCAUGGAGCAGGAGCACAAACUCUUUGUUGUGGCUUGUCUUCACGUGCAAUAUUUUGACCCUGGGUUCCCCUGA
Symbiodinium sp. CCMP2456 is the source of this 444-nucleotide messenger RNA. Lineage: Eukaryota; Dinophyceae; Suessiales; Symbiodiniaceae. The record is from the annotation of a GenBank genome assembly.